AUGGGAGAAGCGGCGUGUUUAGUUGGUGUGCACUCGGUGGAGACGGCCGCGCCGGCACAGGGUGGCCAGGGAUGGCCUGGCAGGUGCCAGAACGUCGCCGAGUACGACCUCAAGGACAUCUCGUACAAGGUGAGGAGCCCCACGUGCCAUGAGCUGACGGUCCUUGGCUCCUCAGACGAGCCCAUGGUGUUUAACUUCGAGGAGGAGCGGGAGGCGCAGAAGUGGUGGACGAUCGUGAGCAGCUCCCUGCGGGAGGUGCAGAAAGCCUCAGACAGCAUGCUGGCGUCCCAGGCCUCGUCCCUGCCCGCAGCUGCUGGGGGUGUCUCUGCAGAUCAGGAUCCGGAGGCAGCUCUGACCCUGGAGCUUUCCGAGACAGAGGACCUGGCGCUCCACCUCGCCCAGGCGAUCGAGUACGGAGACGAGGAGGUGGCCUCGCAGUGUGCCGUGGCCCUGGCUCGCCAGCAAGCCACACUCAGUAUCCUCUUGAAGGAGUCCAACUACCCCACGGACGAUAUCAGCAUGAAGGUCGGCGUGGAGGAUGCGACGUCUUCUGCAAGCAUCACCAUCAGGGUCCGCGCUCACACUACAAUAGCCACGCUCAAGCAGCAGAUCUUCCAGGAUUACGGGUUCCACCCCUUGGUUCAGCGCUGGAUCAUCGGGCAGUGCCUGUGCGUGGACGAACGGACCGUUUCCUCCUACGGCAUCCGCAGGGAUGGCGACACCGCGUUCCUCUACCUGCUCUCGGCAAAGAUGGCUGAGCUCACCGAGCAGCGCUACGAGGAGGACCAGGCCCAGCUCAUGCUCAGCUCCACCUCCUCGCUGAGCGACGCUGCCGGGGAAACGCGCAAAUACAACACCCUGCCCAACAUGUCUCCGAAGAAAGGCUGGGGGAAUGAGGCCGGCAGGAAGAUGGACAUCGGUGAGAUCAGCCAGCACUUGGACACGCUGCAGAUCGGCGACCUUUUCAGUGCCCAGCCAAAGCCUGCUGCCACGAGUCUGCCCUCGCCAGUCAUUUUUCCCAGCUUUUGCAUCUCGCGCAUGUCCCUGCAGGCGGGCUGGUCGUGUCCAAAAUGCACCUUCAUCAACAAGCCCACGCGGCCGGGCUGCGAGAUGUGCAGCACGGACCGUCCCGACGACUACGUGGUCCCCGGCAGCUACAAGCCGGAUGAGACGGAGCUGUGGAGGAUGCAGCAGGAGCAGGAGGGGAUCCUGCAGUACCAGCAGGCGCUGGAGGCCGAGCGGCUGAAGAACUUCCAGCAGCUGCUGCAGCUGGAGGAGGAGGUGCUGGUGCCCAACCGGGAGGUGCUGGAGUGUCGCAUCUGUUACCAGCAGGUCGCCCCGGGAGAGGGGGUGCUGCUGCGCGAGUGUCUGCACAACUUCUGCAGGGAGUGCCUGCGCCAGGUGAUCAACUACAGCGAGGAGCCGGAGGUGGCCUGUCCCUUCCGCGACGCCCCCUACGCCUGCGGCAGCCACCUCCAAGAGCGGGAGAUCCGGGCGCUGGUGUCGCCGGAGGAGUACCGGCGCUUCCUGGAGAGGAGCCUGGUGCUGGCAGAGCGGCGCAGCCAGAACAGCUUCCACUGCAAGACCACCGACUGCCGGGGCUGGUGCAUCUAUGAGGAUUCGGUCAACGAAUUUCGCUGCCCCAUCUGCCAGGCCCUCAACUGCCUGCUCUGCAAGGUGAGCCCCUGCACCGCUCCCGCCCUCGGCACCGCGCCCCGGUGCCGCAGAGGGGGCCGUAGUGGUGGCUCGGGGGCAGCGACCCUGGUGCAGAUCGGGGAGGCCAUGCACUGCCCCACCUGCCUCAUCAUCGUCCAGAAGAAGGACGGCUGCGACUGGAUCCGCUGCACCGUCUGCCAGACCGAGAUCUGCUGGGUGACCAAGGGGCCGCGCUGGGGGCCGGGGGGUCCCGGGGACACCAGCGGUGGAUGUCGCUGCAACGUCAACGGACAGAGGUGCCACCCCCGGUGCCAAAACUGCCACUGA
This is a messenger RNA of Nipponia nippon (crested ibis), 1983 nucleotides long. The record is from RefSeq and is a predicted model, not a curated record. NCBI's taxonomy places the organism in Eukaryota, Metazoa, Chordata, Aves, Pelecaniformes, Threskiornithidae.